CUGACCAAUCAGUAGCCACUGUACUCAGCGCCUUCAUUCACGCCUCAACAAGCGGCUUUCUGUUAAAUUAGUCUUCAAUAAAUUAGUGUUAUUCUCGACUAGAAGACUCGCAGAUGAGGUGAUAGUUGUCCCAACAUGUUGAGGAGAGUAUCGCUGUUUUCUGACAGGUUUCAGCAGGCUAGCAAACACAGCGUGUCAAUGGGUCAGUUAGCGUUAGCUUCUACUUUAGCUAGUCAGUUAGCCUGUGCUGCAGGUCACUAGGUGAUUAGUGAUGCACUGUGAGAGAGCGAGUUUGCCAUAAUUUAUUUUUUCUUCACUUUUUUUUUAAUUUACUGACAUCUGUACCUCUGCUGCUUACGUCAGGAAGAGGUUGUGUCCCGCGCUGACGUCACAGGGGGACACUAGCACAGUUACAGUUGGGUUUAAUAGGAGGGAAAAAAAAAUGUGUGAUUCCAAACGUAACAACUACGGAGCCCUGUACAGGACAUGCGGGUAAAAACAACAACAACAACAAUAUAUCAUGGCCGUGAAUUAAGAAUUCGUUUCCACGACUUAUUAAUACCCUGUGCUAACAUGGAGUAUCCUCCAAGCAAGCGACAUAGAGGAUUACACAAUGAAGAUCCAGCUAUGACAGAUGACUUCGGGGAGGAUGAAGACUUUACGCAGGACGACUUGGAGGAAAUUGACAUCAUCGCAUCCCAGGCCAUCACAAGAGACGCUCAAGCCACAAGCAGCAAGAGGAGUUUUGCAUCCAUUUCUGUUUAUCCAGAGCAGAACAAAGCACCUGUAAGAGAGGGCAGGAAAACCUUUGCCAUUGGAAACAGCCAUCCUAGCAGCAGCAUGUGUAACAACAAGGAGCCUAAAAGAAAUGAUACAGCUGGAAAUGGCCAAGACAGAGAUGAACUGUACUACAGCCGCCUGGAAGCACAGCAAGCCGAGUUAAAGAGAAAGCUGAAAGAGGUAGAGGAGCAGAUCCUGAUGAAGAAUGGUGAAAUCCGGGUUCUGCGAGACUCUCUCAGACAGGCCAAUCAGGAGAAGGAUCAGCAGAGACAGGCUUGUCUCGAGCUGGAGAGAGACAGAACUCAUAUCCAGAGUGAAAAAGAGAAGGAGCUUUCUAAGAAGGUGGAGUCCUUAAAGUCUGAGCUGCACUUUAAGGAAGCUGAGAUGAAUGAAAUGAGGAGUAAACUGCAGAGCUCUGAGCGUGGUGCGAAGGUCGUUGGCACUCCUGUAAGAAACAGUGUGAACUCUCCUGGAAGUCGUGCGUUUGUGACUAAGGAGUCUUUCUCAGGAAAACUUCCAGUAAAUCCAUCAGGCCAGCAUACAGAGGGUGGGAAACAAAACCAGGGAAAAAGUGAUAAAGAGCAUACGAGUUCAGCCGCAGCCCAGGAUACAGAUGGGAUUCAUCACAAAGGACCUGCAUUAUUGAAUCUGCUGCUUCAGCACCCUUUGGAGCCGAGCACUUUAGGCCUUUGUCACUUGCUGUGCAUCAGUCCAGAUGCUCUACCUGCCAUAUUCACCCAGUCAGACUACACUAGUCCCGCAUCUUCAGUCGGUUCCAGCACUUCCUCCACAGACACCCGGCUGCUCCAUCAGCCUCGAGUGCACUUCUAUCAGCAUCAGAGUCUGGCUAUGUCGGGACUGGCCAUGUUAACGCGCUGUGCUUCCACUCAGCUCCUCAGAAAGUCCUGCCUCCCUGCUGUCCACCUCCUUCCUUUACUUCACUACCACAUCAGCCUUUUUUGCCAGACCCUCGAGACCACUGACCGGUCAGGAAAGAGUCCCCUUCAAGCAAGUGCACUAUCAGGAGCGUCAGACAGCAGCUCUGCUUCCACAGUCGAGGAGUCUUUAGGUGCUCAAGAGGAAUUCGCCUUAGCAGCUCUGAAAGCUCUUUAUCACAUUGUGUGUGAAAGCAGUGAAGCCGUAAGCUCUGUUGUGGGAGGUCAAGAGGGAAAAGAUUCAGAAAAGCCCAGUGAAAACCGACUCUGUCAGCCUCAGAGUACAGGUCACAGCAGCACUGCUGAGAAGGCAGGGGAUGAGCUACAAUCCCACAGUCCUCUGCUCAAGAAGCUCUUCCAGUUGGUGGAUUUGAAGUUUGUCAGUAACGCGAGUCGGAGAGAAGCUGUGGUGAAUUGCAGUCUCAGGACUCUGUGUGCGCUGGCUGAGAGAGCCGAGGAGAGCCAACUGUGGAGGUUUCAGAUGGUGUUGGCAAGUCAGGCUGUGACCCAAAACUUGUCUUUGGAAUCACCAUACAGCACCGUUUGGCUCUUUGUGAGAUUUCUGGCACUUCUGGUGGAUUGUGACAAAAUAGCAAACAAGCUUUGUUCUCAUAACUAUGUUUGCCCAUUUUUACGACUUUUCCAGUAUGUGACCUCCAGAUCAAAUAAAGUCAUUACUGAAGACAUGUGGGCACGUUUGGAAGUUGAGGUUGUCCGCUUGUUGGCCAAGCUGUUUACGCAGAAGACGUCGACAUGGGCUGCUCUCAAUGCUGAAUCCAGCUGCCCAUGCAGCAGUGAGGUGGUCCGGACGGUGGUGGUGGUCUUACACAGGCAGUGGCUGAGUAUCAAAGGUCAGGAGAAGCACAUAGCCGGUGGUCAGACGUGGACAGGUCCUGGUGUUCACUCACUGAAGGAGACUCUUAUGUUAUUGCACUGGCUCCUCCUGAAUGAUUCGUCUUUCUCUAUGCACUGUCUGGAUGUGUUGCACAUGUACCAUCAGAUCAUCCCAGCCAUCAGAGACACACUCCGUAGGAUUCCUGACCUCUCAGAGUGUGAAGAACUGGCCAUAGAGGAGAUCUGUCGACCAGAAGCUGAGGAAGUGGAAGAUAUGGACAUUGAUGCAGGUUCUUGACCAGAAGAAAAGAUGAAAACAAUUUUGACAAGCAUCCAAACAUGUUUCUUUUGGUUGUCUUUUGUGUGUGUGUGUAUGUGUAUUUGUCUGAAGGAGUUUGACAAGUCAAAGAUUCUUAUACGGCUGCUCACCAAGAUCCUUAAUUAAAGCAAAACUGAAAGUG
Pangasianodon hypophthalmus (striped catfish) is the source of this 3010-nucleotide messenger RNA. RefSeq names its product ATR interacting protein (gene atrip). NCBI's taxonomy places the organism in Eukaryota, Metazoa, Chordata, Actinopteri, Siluriformes, Pangasiidae. The coding region runs from base 487 to 2847 and encodes 786 amino acids. Gene Ontology annotation, biological process: DNA repair; DNA damage checkpoint signaling. The record is from RefSeq and is a predicted model, not a curated record. The transcript is spliced from 16 exons.